Molecule: messenger RNA, 2093 nt
Organism: Dioscorea cayenensis subsp. rotundata (Guinea yam)
Lineage: Eukaryota; Viridiplantae; Streptophyta; Magnoliopsida; Dioscoreales; Dioscoreaceae
Product: nephrocystin-3-like
Molecular function (GO): protein binding
Source: RefSeq, a predicted model, not a curated record
AUAUAAAAUAAUUUUAACUAAUUAUAAAAUAAGAAAAUUAAAUUGUUGUUCAAGAUCUAUGCAGACGAAAGGUUUGAUUUUUGUAUUAUCUCGAGCUUCUUCGUCAGUGGUUCUAGCAUGAGAAGGUCCACCUUCUCCCUCCUCUCCUCCAUCUCCAAGCUCACCAUUUCUCCUCGAUUUCUCCAUUCUCCGAGCUCGUCCCUUCUCCUUCCUCUUCUCCAUCACCACCACCACCACUACCACCACUCCUUCCAACCAUGCGAGUCACGUUCCAUUCAGGCAUUUUCACAAACAUCUUCCGUGCAUCACCAUAUCUUCGACUCCGCCACCUCAACGAAGCAACUCCUCGAGGCCUUCAACGCCAUGGAAACCACUUCGGAUGAGAAUGACAAGCGCCUUGGCCUCGCUUGUCUAGAAGUUGGUGAGCGCUUGCACUCUGAUAGCUCUGAAACCCCUGAGAAAGCCCUUACCUUUGCUGUCAGAGCGUUUAGGAUUUUGGAGAAAGAUGGUGGGGAUUCGCUGUCUCUUGCCAAAGCUCUGCUCUUAUUGGGGAAGAUUGGUUAUAGGAUGAAGAGAUUUGAUGAUAGUUUGAAGUCGCUGAACACUGCUGAGCAGGUGCUUGAUGGAAUGCCAAGCCGAGGUUGUGGUGAUUCUGGAGAUGCGCGAGUGCGUGUUGCAGUGCAGGCACAGAUUGCUGAUACAAAGAUACUUAUGGGGAGAAGAUAUGAGGCUUUGGUUAAUCUCAGAAGGGUUUUUGAGCUGAAAAGUUUGAUCUUUGCUGCUGGUUCCAGGGAAAUGGGUGAUUCUUAUAAGGAUUUGGCAGAGUUUUAUACUUCGGUGUUGGAGUUUCAAGAGGCUUUGCCACUUGCUCUGAAGGCCUUGGAUAUAUAUGAGGAGAGAUUGGGGUCUGAUUCUAUGGAGGUGAUUCAAGUUCGACGGCUUCUUGGAGUUGUUUAUACUAGUCUUGGGGAGAAUGAGGAAGCUUUGAAGCAAAAUGAGAUGGCAAGAAGUGUUUUGGAGGAUUUGCAUUUGAACGAGGAAUUGUUUUAUGUGGAGAUUGAGAAGGCAAAUAUGCAGAUUUCUCUUGGGAGGUUGGAUAAUGCCAUUGAUACACUUAAGGGGGUGAUUGCACAAGCAGAGAAGGAGAGUGACAUUCGGGCAGUGGUGUUUGUUUCGAUGGCAAAAGCAUUGUUCAACCAGGACAAGUUUGGAGAUUCAAAGAGGUGUUUGGAGAUUGCUUGUGGGAUUCUUGAUAAGAAAAAAUUAGUCUCACCUGACAAGGUUGCAGAGACAUAUGCAGAGACAUCGUUGUUGUAUGAGGCCAUGAAUGACUUUGAAAUUGCUAUGUCUUUGAUGAAGCGGACGUUGGCAAUAAUUGAGAAGCUCCCACAACAACUGCAUUUGGCUGGGAGUAUCUCAGCAAGGCUGGGGUGGUUGCUUCUCUUGACAAGGAGAGUCUCUGAUGCUGUUCCUUUGCUUGAGGCUGCAGUUGAGCAGCUGAAGGGGAGCUUUGGGCCAAUGCAUUUUGGAUUGGGAUUUGUAUAUAAGCAUUUGGGGCAGACAUAUUUGGAAAUGAAUCAGCCACAGGAAGCAUUAAGAAUGCUGCUCCUUGGGAAGAAAAUAAUAGAGAAAACUUUUGGCGAAGACCACGAGGAUUCUAUAGAUACAUGCCAGUGCAUUGCUAAUUCUUAUGGGGCAAUGGAAAGUUAUGCCCUCGCAUUAGAGUUCCAAAAGCAUGUUAUUGACUCAUGGGAAAGACAUGGGCCUAAUGCAAGUGAUGAGUUAAGAGAAGCUCAUCGUCUGCUUGAGCAGUUAAAGAAGAAGGCACAAGGAUCUCCGUCUGCUGUUUUUCCUGCAAACACAUUGCCACUGUCACGGCAUAAUUGAUCUGGCUGCAGAAGUCAUACAAAAUGGUCAUCAAGAUUCCAACAAAGUUUGUAAAGAGCUGGUGAUGAACUUUGCCUUAAACCUGUUGUUCAAUGUUUCUCAAACUCAUCAAGUAUGCAGGAAUUUAACUAUUCCUGGUGUUCCCAAGAGAGGUCAGCACUCUGUACACAUUAGUAUAUACAUUGCAUAUCCUGCCAGCGCAUCUA